This is a messenger RNA of Ooceraea biroi (clonal raider ant), 3451 nucleotides long. RefSeq lists its product as uncharacterized. Lineage: Eukaryota; Metazoa; Arthropoda; Insecta; Hymenoptera; Formicidae. The record is from RefSeq and is a predicted model, not a curated record.
CAUCUCCGUAAGGAUGUAAAGAUAAAUAUUACAGUGAUACAUUAAAAUAUAUAAUAAUACAUUCUCGCGAUGAUUUUUCGGAUAAAUCGCCGGACAACUCCGCGCGCUCGUAACGUCAAAUAUUUUUAUUUCCCCGCGGUGUUUGUGGUCAGUGGCGGGAAAUGAAGGAGCGUCAGGGUGUUUCGCCGCUCAGUUCAGGCAGGUUACCGUAGCGUUCGUUCCGCACGACCGUCCUCGUAACGUUCCGUCUCCGUCACGGUAGCGCGAAGCGGGAACAGCUGAUAGCUAAGGGCGUCUCGCCAGCCGAACCGGGCUCAAACGAAUAGCGAUAGAAAAGUCUCGCGCGCGCGUUUCGCUGGAACAUCCUUUCGGAGCAUUUCGGAGUGCGUUCACGCUAAAUCGCCGACGCGCGCCAAAUCUUGUUCGCCAUAAAGCGCACAAAUAAGCCAGCGAAUGCCAUUACUCCGAUACAUCGCGAGUGAUACGUCUUAAGGUGCUAAUUCAUGAGACGCUGAAAAGCAGCGUCGAGCGUCGUCACGUGACAUCACUUGACGCUAGCGUCAGAGAAAAGAAGUCGAAUGAUUUCAGCUUCAAGUGUCAAGGUAGCAGAAAAAACAGCGUCAACUGAUUAAAACGAAAGUGAAAGAAAUAUGAAAAAAAUAAAAAAUUUUCAUUAUUAAUUAUCAAAAGCGAUAUGUUAAUUACGAAAAUGAUAUUAUACACAAUAAUUCAGUUCUAAUGAGUGUGUUAAGAAAUAUACCAGUAAAUACUGUAACCUAACAUUCACGUGCUAAUGUGACGCUGAAAAGCAGCGUUGAACGUCGACGCUGGAAAUUCGACGCUGAAUUUAUUGGCGCACUAUUGGCGCGAUUUGAUCACAUGACCUGUUUUGACACUAAAAAUGAGCGUCGAGCGUCAACAUGAAAAAGCACCUUUAGAAUCAUUCGCCGUGCGGCGUCGCAUGCAACACGUUAGAAAUUAUAACCGUUGUCGCGAGUCGCCGGCAUUGUUGACAUGGCCGUAAGUUGGCAAUUAACGUUGUUACAAUUGGCAAUCAUUUAAGUCGUUAACCUUUCAUUGAGGAGACGCGUGUUACUGUGGAUUACAAAAUGGCCGCGUGUAAUGUAGGAAAGUAUUAAUUAAUAUCGUCAUUAAUUAACGCCCUGAGGAAUAUCAUUAUUUCAGGGAGCUAGAUCUCGCGAUCGCGAAAGAAGCGCCGUCAUGUCCUCGAGAAACGACCGAUGUCCGAUCAACAGGAGAAGAUCCUUAUCCGCGGUGACGUCGUCGCGGAAGACGCAGUCGUCGCGAGAGGGAAAGAAUCGCGCGGCAAAAUCGCAGUGCGGCCGCGAACGACGAAAGGAAAACGCGGGGACGACGCGCGACGACGACGAUCCGAUUUGCGUCUUGCGGAAAGAGAUACACGAUUGGCGAACGUCGGGACGCGUGAUAAGUGAUUUCGAACGGCCCGGCCAUCUCGGCGAGGAUGAAACGGAGGAGAGGCCUCUUCCUCAAGAAAAUCAUAAUGAGAGCAUCGAGAGGAAUUUACCGGAACCAAACACCUUCCACGGAUUGCCGAGUUCCAUCGCCAUCGAUCGAUCGACGCGGUGCACGUGAGUACAUUUUAAUUUCUGACCGUGUGCAUGAGACGCACACACACACACACACACACACUGCAGUAUUUCUGUUAUUUGACAUUUUACACGCGCUUACGUGAAAAUCCGUGGAAAUUUCGCGGAAACGGAUUAUUAUUCUAUAUUGUACAUCGAAGCGAUUAUGUGUGAUUUAUUGAGGAUACGGAUGAUCAUAUUUCCUCGUGAUGCAUUACGAUAAGCGACAGGAUAAUCGCGGAUAACUUGCUCGGUUGGGUAGCGAAAUGUUUUUUUUACCCUUUUUUUCAUCCUCGUCCAGAUAAACAUAACGUAAUAUCUGCGAUUUCGCAUAAUUCAUAAUUCAGCCGACCGUUUUAUUCUAUUUCCACCUCGCAGCAAUAUUUACGCGAGCGCUUUGUCCCGUCGAACCGACGCCGACGAGAUGUUGGAGCCGCUUGUCUGCUCGCUAUCGAGCGCAACUGUUUUCUUACCAUAAUAAUUUAUAACAAGUACCGGUUUUUGCGCGGUGCAAUUCCCCGACGCGCGGAUAAUGAUCACGCGAGUGAUUUCGUGUUAGUGUUUCAGCGGCGAGAAACGAACGAAGGUAAGUGAGCAACAACGUUUCCCCGGGUAAUGCAUGAGACACUCCCGCCUGGCGACUACGCGUUUUUGUUUUUUUCACGUGAACGUUUUCCAUGCGCGAUUUCAGCGUGAUCGAUUCAAUCAUCUCUCUCUCUCGCUUUCGAGCGCCUCGAGAAAAAGACGCGAGGGAAAAGAAAGAGGGCCGGUGCCUUUCGUUACGUAAGUAACAGUAAAUAUAAAGAACGAGAGAAGAGAGCACGCCUGUGCGUCUUCGCCCACCGUGCUCGCGCGCGCCGCCGCCACGGCCGAGGACUGCGUCAUUCUGGAAUUUUCGAAAGUUUCGUCCAACCGGUUUUCGACCGCGCGCACCGGGAGACCCGUUCCCGGCUCGCGGUCCCGAUGAUGCUCGCGCGGUGAGAUGCACACCGCGUACCGUUUGCUGGACGCUCGCGCGGAGAUUGUUCACUGCUCUCCCCGAUGAGAAUCGCGGACGGCCAAAUCUCCACAUCUUGUCGAUAGGCCACGAGUAGAGUUCCACGAUGAUUAACGUAAGAUAUUUACAUCGCGCUUUAUGUUAUUUAUAACAUUUAUAAAAUUAUUAUUAUCGUUAUUUAAAUAUGCUCGUCGUGUUUGCGAAAUUAAUCGCAUUCACGAGUACCAGGAACGCGCGCAGCGAGGACCGAGGAGGCGGUGACGCGACGACACGUGCGGGAAACGGACGCGCGAGUGUGCAGAUCGCGGGGCGUGCGAUCGAAUUGAAAUUCAACGAGGUGAGGAGGAGCGGCUUUGCCUCUCCACGGUCGAGGACGAAUUCGGCGAUCCCCGCGCUCGUCAUUCGUCGCACGGCCUGGCGCCGAAAAUAUUUCUACUACACGAGCACGCGAACCGCAUGCGUUUCGGCUCAUUAAGCGCGAACUGGCUAUUGUUCUCACUAACCUACAGCACUGCGCGGCUCAUUAUCAUUUUUCACUCGUAACGCCACUGUUAAAGGUCCAAUCGUCGAACCUUCUUUUUGUGUUUGUGUGUGUCUCUCUCCUUCUUCCUUUCAUGUGCGUCCCAUCCGGCAAAAAUAGACGAUUAGGUGUGACGAUUGGCUCCUUGGACUAAAUUGGAUUAUCCUUUUGGACGUCUCGAUUCAAGAGCAAUUUAGUAGUCGAUGCCCCUUACUAGAUUAGUCUCGCAAUCGUGAUCACUUGGAUGCUUUUAAAUCGUAUUUUUUAAUAUUUUUCUUUGAUGUAAAAAUAUGGAAACAGAAAUAUUGGGACUCUAAAGAAAUAAUU